Diabrotica virgifera virgifera (western corn rootworm) is the source of this 747-nucleotide messenger RNA. RefSeq lists its product as uncharacterized. The record is from RefSeq and is a predicted model, not a curated record. The transcript is spliced from 6 exons. Bases 16 to 738 code for a protein of 240 amino acids. Lineage: Eukaryota; Metazoa; Arthropoda; Insecta; Coleoptera; Chrysomelidae.
GCUGUUGCGUUUUCUAUGCUGUGGCAGGACUCAGAUGGGUCAGAUCUGGUUUUUGAACAUUCAUUUCCUAAGUCUAAGAAAGAACAACAUGAAAAGUGUACCCCAUCUAAAUCAAGAACUCAUCCAAAUAUUGGAUUAGAAAACAAACAGGAAGUAAAAACCGUGCAAGAUACUUCCAAACCCACACCAACAAAUGCCAAUGCUCAAGAAACUGCAAUUUCAUAUUUAAUAAGAAUAAAAAGAACGUUAGAAUUACAAGAACAAAAACUUAGUGAAAUUGACAGAAAAGUGGAUGAAUUGUCCACUAUAAUCAGAGGGCAACAAAAAAGUACAGAUAUACCUGAUGAUGAAGUUCAUAAGAAAUUACCUCUAUCCACCUUAGAAGAACUAGGAGACGUUGAAAAGCUACUAGAAAAUGCUACAAAUCUAGACAACUUUGUUAUUUACAUGCGUCAGGUGGGAGGUUUUGAUUACAAGGAAAGUGUCAAGAGAUGCUUGAAAAAAACCUUCAAUGAUCAAUUAGCAGUUAUCUACAGUUUUCAAGGUCAUAAGGGGAAAAAUCCCUUUAAUAAGACUCUAAUUUGCACUGCCGUAAUAAAAUCCAUAUUGAAACUACAUAUAGAUUGUACAUCUAAGGAAGUCGAAGUAGCCAUAAGCAAAUGGCUGACAAAAGCCAAAGAGAGGAUGAAGAAAAACGAAGAACACACAAUUAAUUUUAAUUUGGAAAUAAAGAGUUAAUUAAUAUUA